AUGGAGCCAACUGGAAAGAUACUUUUCUUUGGGGAUUGUUCUUUGCCGAUAACGACAGCACUGUCUCAACUGCUGAGAUCCCAACAGACAAACACACUGCUUUCACAAUUUUUAUCAUCAUGCCAAAAUGUGCUUCAUGGGGAAGUCAAACAUCUUCCACCACGUGUUCGACAUGAUGCGUUGAGUUUCACGUCUUUCUUUGAUUUCCUGGACCCGAGAAACCAAGCAUCACGUAGCUUGAAGGUUCUAUCCCCGGCGCUGCUUGUUCUUGUUCAGUUGGGAAACUGCAUAUUAUGGUACGAAAGUCAUCCGCAAGUGGAGUUUCCUAACCCAAAUAACUCGGUACAUAUUGGUCUUUGCGUCGGCCAAUUGUCGGCGUCGGCAGUCGGCAUGUCUACAAGUGUGCUGGAGCUUGUCUCCCUUGGAGUAGAAGUUUUUAGACUUGCUAUUCGACUAGGGUCACUAGUCUUCACCACUGCGGGUGACUUGGAGGAUGACCAGGAUGAAGCUCCUUGGUCGUUUUCCGUGGACAAGGAAUUUAUAGAACGCUCAGAGUUGGCCUCUUUGAUUGGAGCACUGCGGCUUCCAUCUCGGAAAACAGCAUUCAUAACCGCUGAGUUUGAGCGAACCUUGACGGCGCAAGGAACUCCUUCAACAUUGGCUAGUUUGAAAAACAUCCUCCUCGAAAAGCUUGGUCCCGAAAAUCCGAGUCGUGCUGGAAGGCCAAUCCCUCUCUUCGCCCCCUAUCAUGCUCCACAUCUAUACAAAUCGAAAGAUGUAAUUAGCUUGAUUGAAAGUUUGAGCCCAGAGUUCUCAGAACUGAAACAGGAUAAGUCUCGGUCCCAUAUUCUGUCGGGUUCCAAUGGUGAGACGUAUAGCGAGGGCACUCACAAGCAGGUGCUGGGCCGGGCAGUGGAAGAUAUUCUUAUUUAUCCAAUCGCAUGGAAGGCACUCUGUCAGGGGGCUGCAAGCUCAAUCUCGAAGAAUAAUUUGUCACGCUGGGAGAUUCAAUGUUUUGGUCCAGUGCAUAACCAAAAAGCACUUGCAAACAACUUGAGCACCAAUACAGGUCUCAAUAUUACAUUGAGUGAUGCCUCCUCUCGCCAGGGUGGAGGUACAGAAGGACAACCACUGAACCGACCUUUGGCUGUUGUUGGAAUGGCAGGUCGAUUCCCCAAUUCCGAAAGUGUUGAUGAGCUCUGGAAGAUACUAUCGGAAGGUAUUGACUGUUGCAAGGUGAUUCCGAGUGAUAGAUUUGACCCGGCCAAAUAUGUCUCCAAGGAUGGCAGAGACAAGAACAAAAGCACAACAGAAUAUGGGAAUUUCAUGAAAAGUCCCGGCAUGUUUGAUGCUCGAUUUUUCAAUAUGUCUCCGCGGGAAGCCAUGCAGACAGAUCCUCAACAGAGAUUGGCCCUAGUAACUGCAUACGAAGCACUGGAGAUGGCAGGAUACGUACCGGGCCGCACAUCAUCAACGCAGAUGGAAAGGAUUGGCACGUUCUUUGGGCAGACGACGGAUGACUAUAAAGAUGUCAACGUUGUGCAAGAGAUAGACACUUACUACGUUUCUGGCGUCGUUCGUGCUUUUGGUCCUGGUCGAGUCUCUCGUGCGAACCAAUUUGGCGGCCCAAGUGUGAGCGUCGACACGGCUUGUGCUUCUAGUGCUACGGCAUUAAAUCUAGCUUGUGCAUCAAUUUGGAGCAACGAGUGCGACACAGCCGUUGUUGGAGGCAUGAUGCUUCUCAACAGCCCUGAUAUGUACGCGGGACUCUCCCGCGGGCACUUUGUCUCGAGUGAUGGGCCCUGCAAAACGUUUGACGACGAAGCGAAUGGCUACUGUCGCGGUGAAGCGGUCGCAAGUGUUGUACUCAAGCGCCUUGAUGCUGCCACGGCCGAUAAUGACAAUAUCCUUGGUGUCAUCCAAGCAUCUGCCACAAACUAUUCAGCAUAUGCAGCAUCAAUCACCCAGCCUCACGCUGGAGCACAGGAGACAUUGUUCCGAAAGGUUUUGUCUCAAGCAGGCGUUCAGCCUGAGCAUGUCGAUUAUGUCGAACUUCACGGGACAGGCACACAACUGGGAGAUUCUGUCGAGAUGGCAUCUAUAUUGAAUGUUUUGGCUCCUGAGUCCAACUCCGGUGCGAGAAGAAACCCACUUUACGUUGGCUCAAUCAAGGCAAACAUUGGCCAUGGAGAGUCAGCCUCUGGAAUAUCAGCUUUAAUUAAAAGUCUACUGCUAUUCCAGAAGCAGCAGAUUCCACCACACAUUGGCAUCAAGAGCGGUCGAAUCAACCGCACUUUUCCACCCUUGGAACAGAGAGGGGUCAGAAUUGCGGACAAGCUCAUUCCAUUUCCUGAGGUAUCUGGUCGAAAGAGAAGAAUCCUGAUCAAUAAUUUCGGAGCCGCGGGUGGGAAUUCGAGCUUUCUCCUCGCCGAAGGCGGCUCUAACUCAGAUUCUCCGAUCUCAACCUCGCCGCAGCGCGAUCAUGUGGUGAGCGUGACCGCGAAGACCGAAUCAUCUCUUCUAAGGAACCUGGUGAAUUUGACUGAUUAUCUCGAUAAAUAUCCCAAUACUUUGAUCGAGGAUCUCGCCUAUACGACCACUGCACGAAGAGUGCAAUACCCGCUGCGGGUCUCUAUCGUUGCUUCAACCAUCACGCAGGCCAAGCAGGCCCUACGCGCGACAUCCCAACGCCAAGCCCUCAAACCCUCCAGCAAAUCACAGAAUCUGGUGUUUGUCUUCACUGGCCAGGGUUGUCUCUCAUCAAACGUCGGGAAGAACCUUUUCGAAUCCAACCACACCUUCCGAUCAUACCUGAUGACACUCGAGCACAUCGCUAUUGAUCACGGAUUUCCCUCUUUUGUGCAAGAGAUUGUCACUGGACAAGAGGAAUUUGAUACACUCACCCCAGUUCAAACUCAACUGUGCCAUGUAGCCAUUCAAAUGGCGCUGGUCAAACUGUGGCUGUCAUGGAACAUCAAGCCUUCUUCCGUGAUUGGGCAUAGUCUAGGAGAAUAUGCUGCCUUGUUUGCCGCCGGUGCUUUGUCUGCAAGUGAUACAUUGUAUCUCGUUGGUCGACGCGCAACCCUUUUACAAAAGCUGUGCACCUCUUCGACCCACAAGAUGUUGGCUGUCAAGUUACCCCUGAACGAGGUUGAGAGUAUUUUGAUUGAUCGAGUGCAAAAUUAUGAGAUUUCCUGCCUAAACGGACCAUCAGAUAUUGUAGUCAGCGGUCCGACGGCCACCAUUCAAGAAGCGGAGAGGUUACUCAAGACGAAUGGGAUACCGUGCACCAUGCUGAAUGUCCCAUAUGCCUUCCACUCCUCUCAGGUCGACCCGAUACUGGCACCAUUCGAUAAAGAGGUCAUUUCAAUCCCUAUCUCCAGUUUGCGAGUUCCUCUUCUUUCAACAUUACUUGGAAUCACUCUCCAAGUCGGCGAUAAGAUAGAGCCAAGUUAUUUCACGCGCCACGCACGAGAGCCAGUCCAACUUUCGAAAGCCCUUAGCUCUGCGAAGGAGGAUGGCAUAAUCACAACCGAAUCCACAUUUCUGGAACUUGGCCCUCAUCCAGUCUGCCUAAACAUGAUUCGACCCACCCUUGAUUCUAGCAAUCAAUUCAUUUCGUCGCUUCAUCGAUCCGAAAACUGUGUUGCCACCAUCUCUAGAUCAUUGGCAGUUCUCAAUGACCAGGGAUUUUCACUUGACUGGACUGAAUACUACAACGCUUUCAAUUCCACUCCCAGACUGCUCAAUUUGCCAUCAUACGCUUUUGAUGAAAAGAACUAUUGGAUUCCGUAUCGGAAUGACUGGCUCUUACAACGUCAUGGAAACGAUGUGCCCCUUUCGUCAGAGAAGGCCUCCUCGAUUAUGACAACAACAGUGCAGCGAGUAAUCUCUUCAGUUGUUCAGGGGUCAAAUGCCACUGUAACCUUCGAGUCAGAUCUGUCCGAUCCAUAUCUGCAUAAGCUAAUUGCAGGCCAUGUUCUGAAUGGAAUCGCGUUAUGUCCGUCGGGAGUUUUCGCAGACAUUGCUCUCACUGUGGCAGAUCACUUCCGGAGACAUUUCUCUUUCCCCUGCCCUGUGUCAGGGAUGGAUGUUCUUGAUUUGGACAUGAAGAGCCCUGUCGUAAUGCCAGUCACCAGACCUACGGAGAGCAAGAUGCUUCGAAUUUUAGCAGAAGCAGACCUUGAGUCUGACUCGGUAAUUAUGCGCAUAGAAGCUUUGGAUAAUUCAACCGGGGCUUCCCAGGUUCAUGCAACCUGCAAAGUUGUAUUUGGAGACUCCGAUUCAUGGUCCCGUGCUUGGAAUAAAAAUGCUUAUCUGAUUCUCGAGAGAAUCCAAGAUCUCGAGUCCGGUCGAGGCACACUCCCAAGUCAAAUCUCUCACGAAAUGGUCUACAAGCUCUUCUCAAAUGUGGUCCAAUACGACAGUUGCUAUCAAGGCAUGAAGGAGGUGAUUGUGGAUUCGGAAAAGUUGGAAGCUGUGGUCUCACUGGGCCUUCAUCAAGCCAAUGACGCCGGAAAAUUCUAUUGCUGCCCUCUGUGGCUUGACAACUUGGCACAAAUCGCAGGGUUUGUGAUGAAUGCCAUUGGAACAGUCAAUCCCCGCGAGUUUACUUAUAUCUCCCAUGGCAUUGGCAGUUACCAGAUUGCUGAAGAGAUUGACCCAGCUAUUCCUUACCGCGCACAUGUGAGGAUGUUCCCCGAAGACAAAACAGUCUUUGUCGGCGAUGUUUCGAUCUUCCAAGGAAACCGGAUGAUUGCUCGAUGUGGUGAUGUCAAGUUCAAGAGGAUACCAAGGGCAGUGCUUGAAAGAAUCCUUUCCUCUUCAGCUCCCAGUCAAACUCCGAUAUCGCAUACUGGAAAUGUGACAAAACACAAGAUGGUGGAGAAUAUGCCCAGCUCAGCCUCAAGACAACAACGAAGCGGGGCGUCAACUAUUUCUAGUCUCAAGAAGCUACUUGCUUCACAGAUUGGCAUCCCCGAAGAUGAACUUCGGGAUGACAGCGCUUUUGCUGGGCUUGGAGUAGACUCACUGCUGUCCAUGACAAUCCUGCAACGAAUUCAAACUUCACUCAAUCUGCAACUUCCGUCGUCUUGUUUCGCUGAUCUACCUACCUUCGGUGAUUUCCGCGACUAUGUCCUGCAGUGUUUACCUGGCCAAUCGACAGACAAUAUGCCUUUGACUCCGACUUCAAGCAGUUCCGAGUCACCCAUUUCCUCCCCUCCGACCGAAUGCGACAUACCACUCACCCCUUCACCCAAUUUAAAGCUCCAAGAGAUUUACACGAUUAUUGCGAGCGAGAUAGGUGUCGAUAUUCAAGAGGUUCUGGCGAUUGAAGAUCUAUCAACACUUGGUCUCGAUUCAAUGAUGGCAAUUUCGAUACUCGGAGCCCUGGAGGAUAAGAUCGGAGUUCUACUCCCAUCCGACAUCUUUGAGUCUGCUACCGGCCCAAACAUUCACGACGUGUUGAGUCAAAUGUUUGAUGAUUCGCAUGACUCGUCGAGACCAGACAAUUCGAGUGUCAGUUCUUCGCAUUCCGCGAACAGGAGAUCCUCGCUUCCCUCGUCUAUCAUUCUCCAGAGAGACGGCUCAUACGAUAAAACCCUCUUUCUGUUCCCUGAUGGCAGUGGUCUUGCGAGCGCAUAUGCAAAGCUGCCCCAGAUUUCACCUCGAGUCCGAGUUUGUGGCCUGAACAGCCCCAUCCUGUACUCUACCAGUGAGAUUCAGUUAGACAUGGAGGUUAUAGUGACGAUGAUGGUCCAGGUAAUUCGUGAACAACAGCCGCACGGUCCAUAUCUGCUAGGUGGAUGGUCUGCUGGCGGUCUAUACGCCGUCGAAGCAACUAGGAAACUACUGCAGUUGGGCGAACAGGUUGAUGUAUUGAUUAUUAUCGAUUCACCCUGCCCUCUACAUUAUCCUGCUAUGCCUCCCUCUUUCUUGGACUUGAUUGCAGGACGUCGUUCUCUGAGUGCAGAUGUCAGAAAACACUUCCUGCAAACGAUCAAUGUUGUCAAGGGGUAUUCGCCUAGUCCUCUUCCAUCUACUGGGUCGAUGCAAACUAUGCUCAUAUGGGCAGAAGAGGGCCUUGAAAAGGAACUAGAUGGUUGCUGGCAGAAUACUCAUCUCGACUACCAAAAUCCACUUGUGGAGUGGCUGGUCACAAGAAGUGGACCGCUGGAUGCAUUGGGCUGGGACAAGCUCCUCCCGGGUACUGAGCUUCAGAUCAGACAUACGCAAGGCAACCAUUUCAACAUGAUUCAAGAUCAAAACGCUGGCUUCUUAGGCGCCGUAAUUACAGAGGCGCUCAGUCGUGCUGGAAACUCCUCUCAAAGCGAAGAAUAG
This is a messenger RNA of Penicillium egyptiacum, 6342 nucleotides long. NCBI's taxonomy places the organism in Eukaryota, Fungi, Ascomycota, Eurotiomycetes, Eurotiales, Aspergillaceae. The record is from the annotation of a GenBank genome assembly.